Aspergillus pseudotamarii is the source of this 1223-nucleotide messenger RNA. RefSeq names its product lactate/malate dehydrogenase family protein. Lineage: Eukaryota; Fungi; Ascomycota; Eurotiomycetes; Eurotiales; Aspergillaceae. The record is from RefSeq and is a predicted model, not a curated record. Bases 191 to 1138 code for a protein of 315 amino acids. Gene Ontology annotation, molecular function: oxidoreductase activity, acting on the CH-OH group of donors, NAD or NADP as acceptor. The transcript has 3 exons. Gene Ontology annotation, biological process: carboxylic acid metabolic process.
ACAUGGCAUGAUGUGAGUGAAGAUUGUGUUGCCAAGUUACGGAUCCUUUUCCAACCGUUCCAUGUGGCACCUGUCUCAAAUACGAGCUUUGGAUAUAUGACAUCGCCCUCCCAACUACCAAAUAUAAGGCGUCAGACCUUUUCAUUGUCGGUUUCUGUGUGAGGCUGUAUAUCCCAAUUACUAGCUGAUAAUGCCGGCUGAAACUAGUAACCCAAAUACACGCGUGGCCAUUGUGGGUGUUGGCCAGGUCGGUUCUGCUGCAGCAUACGCUCUCAUCCUGGGCCGCGUUGCUGAUGAGCUGCUCCUUGUCGAUGUGAAGGCAGAGCUGAGAGACGCUCAAGUCCGAGACCUUGCGGAUGUGGCCUAUGGCAACAACAGCGGUAUACGUGUACGAGCGGCAACUUACCAAGAAGUCGGCCGAUGCGAUAUCGUGGUCAUUACUGCUGGGUCAAAACAUUCCAGAGGCGAAACCACUGUGCAGCAUUUAUACCACAAAAUCGCAAUCAUCCGGGGCAUAGUCGAUGAGGCGAGGCCCUUUCGCUCCGAUACAAUUCUACUAAUUGUGGCUAACCCUGUCGACCUGCUCACCUCCCUCGCGCAAGAGCUUUCCGGGCUUCCAAAAUCCCAGGUUCUGGGGUCCGGUACAUAUCUUGAUUCGGUCCGAAUUCGCGGACUCUUGGCAGAGAGGGCUGGGAUCGCAACUAGUUCUGUUGAUGCCCAGGUCGUAGGUGUGCACGGACCUUCGGAGGUAGUUGCAUGGUCCGGUGUGACUAUUGGGGGUGUCCCCAUCACACGAUGGUUCCCUCAAAACACAGACAUGCUCACUGAUGUUGCGAAUGAAUGCAAAGCUAAAUCGCAAACGAUUAUUCGGGCCAAAGGGGGAACACCGUUCGGAAUCGGCUCAGUAAUUUGUAGUAUUUGCUCUUCCAUCCUCUUGGAUAAGCGGGAUGUCUGCUGUAUCAGCCACUAUCUCUCCGAGUACAAGUGCUGCAUUAGCCUUCCUGUCGUGCUGGGUAGGGGAGGGGUCAUGAAAGCGAUUGAUAUGCAGCUGGAUCGUGAAGAAUGGGAGGACCUUAAUGAGACAGCGCAGGAAUUGAAGUGUACGAUGGAAAGAUUGAAGUCUGAUGAGUCACGGUGAUUUGAGCUCCACCAUCCAUGUAGGUAGCAAUAUGCGCCUUGUGCCGGGGUAAUCGAGAGUUGUUUUCGCAAUCGUGUCUCUAGGA